This is a messenger RNA of Perca fluviatilis (European perch), 2997 nucleotides long. It is a transcript of the gene tarbp2, whose product is annotated as TAR (HIV) RNA binding protein 2. Gene Ontology annotation, molecular function: double-stranded RNA binding; siRNA binding; pre-miRNA binding. The transcript is spliced from 7 exons. Gene Ontology annotation, cellular component: RISC-loading complex. NCBI's taxonomy places the organism in Eukaryota, Metazoa, Chordata, Actinopteri, Perciformes, Percidae. The record is from RefSeq and is a predicted model, not a curated record. The coding region runs from base 180 to 1217 and encodes 345 amino acids. Gene Ontology annotation, biological process: regulation of miRNA processing; regulation of siRNA processing; regulation of viral transcription.
GUGCUCCAACAGGACCCCGUUGCAUUCUGUUGGAGCGGGCGGAGGGGUCUUCGUCUGCUCUUAACAUAUCGUUGCCUCAGCAUCUGUCUGGGAAAUACCGUCUAAUGAAUGCACGUGUCUGUUUUGGUGGGGGGAUUAACCAUCCGAUAGCGAUCGGCUCUGUCUGCGUGAAAUAGGGAAUGAACGACGAGACAGCAUCGGACAGCUGGAAGAGAAACUCCGGGUGCUCCAGUAUUGAGCAAAUGCUGGCUGUGAAUCCCGGAAAGACGCCCAUCAGUCUGCUGCAGGAAUAUGGAACGCGGAUAGGCAAGACUCCAGUGUAUGACCUGCUGAAGGCCGAGGGACAGGCCCACCAGCCCAACUUCACAUUCCGCGUCUCCGUCGGAGAGAUCAGCUGCACCGGCCAAGGGCCCAGCAAGAAGGCAGCCAAGCACAAAGCAGCCGAGGCUGCUCUGAAGAUGCUCAAGGGAGGUCUUGGAGGUCCCGCCGGUGUUGGUGUAGGAGUAGACGGGUUUAUUGGGGUUGAUGUGUCUACUGAUGGAGACAGCUCCCAGUCAGAGAUGAAGACCUCAGGCAGUUCUCAGCAGUCUGAAUGUAACCCCGUAGGAGCUCUGCAGGAAUUGGUGGUGCAGAAAGGAUGGCGUUUGCCAGAGUACACAGUCACCCAGGAGUCUGGUCCAGCACACCGCAAGGAAUUCACCAUGACCUGCAGAGUCGAGAGAUUUGUGGAAAUCGGAAGUGGAACCUCCAAGAAGCUAGCCAAGAGAAACGCAGCAGCUAAGAUGUUAUCGCGUAUACACGACGUCCCAGUCGACCUGAGGACCAGCAACGAGGCUGACGUGGAGGAAGACACAUUCAACAUGCACAUGGGGAGCAGAGCUGAGACGGGCAAAAGUAAAGGCUUCAGCUGCACGUGGGACUCUCUGCGUAACUCUGCUGGAGAGAAGAUCCUCCAGCUCCGCAGCCACCCUCUGGGCAUGCCCACUGGCUCCAACUUCUGCUCUUUGCUCAGUGACCUAUCUGUGGAGCAGCGCUUUGACGUCAGUUACCUGGAUCUAGAGGAGCGCAGUCUGAGCGGCCUGUGCCAGUGUCUAGUGGAGCUGUCCACACAGCCAAUCACAGUGUGCCAUGGCUUUGCUCCGAGCAUAGAUGCCGCUCGAGCCAAUGCAGCCCACAAUGCACUGCAGUACCUCAAAAUCAUGGCUGGAGGAAAGUGAUAUCAUGUUCCUUCUCACAGACUGGAACCAGCAGCCUCACAAUGCCGGGAUAAAUUUCCUCUUUGGAUAACAAAGGCACUUUUGUGAUGAGUUCAAAUAACGUGAAUUACCUCAAAUGUGGAAAUAGAGACUUUUCUGUCCCCAAAAUAACCCCCGGAUUGUCUCAUGGAUUUCUUAUUGUUGCCAAUGAAGUUUAGUUGCCCAAAAACUAAUUUCCUCUUCUGCUUGACAUUUUGUAUAUUUGUCGCAAAUGAUUUAAAAAUGUAUUUUGCGUUUGCUCCGCAUCAAUACGCAACACUGUAUUUCCCUAAAAAAGAGUUUUAAAAGUCUUUAUCUGAUUUCAUAAAUGGUGCUUUUGUAGUAAGUUCCCAAAUAACUGCAGACAAAUUCUGAUGUAAAAAAAUGUGCAAACGAUCAAAGGGGUUUGUAGAAAUUGGGCCAUGGAAUCGCUAAUUACUGGUGUUUCGUUUAAUCCCCGAUCAUUGAUGGAUGGACGAAAGAAAAAAAAUUGGAGAGAAAAGGACUCUGCUGAAAAGAUGUCAGAAGAUAAUUAUUUUAAAGACUGCCCUGUUUUCAGAUGAGCAAAAUGCAGCUUUUGUCGUUUAUAAAAUUUGAACCUUAAAAACUCAAACUGUUUGUCUCUGAUGUUAAUGUUGGGCCUUAAAUAUUUUAACAUUAUGAACUCAUAAGGUUCAAGAAAUGGAAAUUAAACCUUUCUAAUCAUGUUACUCUUUGGCGUUCACAAAGUAGAACUGGUGAGAAGGAUCUGUAGACUCAGAUGACUGAAAAUGAUGAAUUGUCCUUGUAAUGUGUGUAAUUUUUCCCCUUUAUAGACUUUGUUGCUUGAGGUUGGCUCACGUUGAUCGCUUUCAGAGCAGCAAGAGAGAAAGUACUCAUAUUGUGUGUUUCGAUUGUGAGGAUAAUUAAAACAUACUCUACAACAUUACAAUUACAUUUAAAAUCCCAUUGGUCCAAUUUACUCUUGAAUGUGCCAACAUUGUAAAGUGUAAUUAUCACAGCUUCACAAUUUGAAUUUUUUUUUCUAAGACUUCUUUUAGCACACUUUUUGCAUGAGGAGUGAACCCAUUUCAGUGUAAGACAGAUGAGUUAACGAUUAGAGUGAAAGAGGAAGAAAAAAGUCUCUGACAAAGCAUUGUUGUCGUUACUUUUGACUUUUAAUACCAUAGACCAAACAAACCUAUUAUUUGGAGUUUCAAUGUUUUUGUGCUCAUUAUAACUGAUACAGUUUCAUUUAUAAUUUAAACCCCUAUGAUUUUUUUUUUUUUUGUCUCUCAAUGUGACUUUGAUUCCUGUCAUGAUAUUUGAAAAUUGAUGACGGUGAUUUUCCAGAUUAUUUUCUCCAAGCACUUGCUGUGUCUUGGUGUAAGGAUUCAUUACCACCCACCUUGAUAUUCUGCCUUGCACUCAGCUGGAACAAGUAUUGAAAAGAGUGAACAGUUUGGACUAGAUAAUGUCUUUUGCACAAUGCAGGCUGACCAUGUUUCUGUACAUCUCCUCCCACUGGUGCGUUUGAUGUUAACCUCAUUCUCUGAAAAGGCAGAUCUGCAUCUUGUUUUUCUGAUAAUUCGAAUAAGGAACUUAGGCUGUUUUUUUAAGUGAGUUUUAGUUGCUGAAACCCUUGACAACUAUGCUGACAUUUGAGAUAGACUUCUUUGUUGUGGUAGUGGAAAAGGUUGCCCAGUUUUAGAGAAACAAUGAACUACAAUGUGAGCUCCAUGUGAAAUUGACUUUGUUUCCAAUAAAACAUUUUUGUACAUUU